AUGGAAGGUGAGAGUUCCCAGUGCGAGGCAGAUUCCAGUUGUUCUCAUUCCCAGCUCGGUUAAUCGUUCAAUGGGAACAAAUUGAAAAAAUUGUUGAUUUUUAGGUGAAAUGACGUGUGAUCAAAAUCCAGGCGUGAUAGUCGUCAAAUUCGAGGGCCGCGAUUAUCGGCACUAUCAGAGACGGAAAGAAAGAAGCUGCCAAAAAAGGAUAGCUCCGCAGGUUUUCCAAAAAAGAGAAUUUUCCGACUUUUUAUGGUUUCAGAGUGUCGAAGAUCGUCGGAAGGAAAACGCGAAGAAUUCGCGGGCCUAUACGACACGAAAUAAAAUGGAAAUCGAUGCGUGCCGCUCAAGGAUGCCGAUAUUGGAGUCGGAAUAUAAAGGAAUCGAGGAGUUCCUUGUUGCCGUCUUCACGGACAGCGAUGUUGGUUUUCAGGACUUUGAGAAAUAUCUUUUUGGUUUGUUUAAAAGCACAGAAGCCUUGUGUGAUUUGAAGAAAAACACGAAAAGUUCCUUUCUUCUUGGACCCCAUGGAAUUAUCGCUAAGGGGGCGUGUCCUGUCUGCGCUCUCCACGAGCCAGGCGCUAUUUCGUGCAUUAUCGUGUCAGGACCUUUUUUGAUGGGGAGGCAACGCCAUUUAUGGCGGCUAACGGUACACCGGUCACGCAAUUCGGCUUGCUUCUGCUAACAGAAUGGGCGGUCUUUUUUAGCCCUGGCAAGGCAAAAAGGAUAAUAAGACCACAAUUAUGCUAUAACACGUUCAACACCACGGAUGGAACUUUUUCGCAAGAAUACCAGUCAACCAGGACGACAACACUGGAUGACCGAUUGCAUAAGACCUCCUGGAAAACGUGUGGUCCACGCUUCGAUCAAUAAAAGGCACUAAAAGGCAAUAAAAGGUCGAAAGCGAAGAUGGACCAUCUAAGUAUCUAAGUAAGUAAGUAAGACCUUUUUUCGAUGGCUCAAGCCAGCCGUGAAUCAGCUAUAGUUCAUGACCAAGGCAAAGUCAGAAAAGGCUCCUUUUCGCUGCUUUUUUGCGCCAUUUCAUCGGCUCUUAUGCAGCAUUUUUGCUGCCUCUCCCUUUUUCCACUAUCUCUUGAGCUUUUAAAAUCCAGAAAAAAUGACAAGUUUGGUAAAGGGACUUUUUUGCUGCCUUCCUGCGGCCUUUUUUGAGCUUCCUUAUUUUUAUCCACCAUUCCGACUUUAUCCGAGUAUAUGCUUCAGUAGGUCUUUUUAACUUAGAAAAAGUAGCAAUUUUGAGCUAAACAGAUUUUUUAAAUCCCUAAUUUUCAUUAUUCGUAUCUCUCCUUCUUGAAACUGAUGCUAUGAAAAAUCUUUUUUUCUAAAACUAACGCAUUUUUUUAAAAAAACAACUCGUUUGACGUUGUAUAGAAGCAAAAUUGGCAUUAAUAACUGAGUUCUCUAGAUUUUUUUCUACUGAAAAAAGUGUAUUUAUUCUUAAAAAGGAAGAAAGUUUGAAAAUUUAGUUUUCAUAUUUUUUUCGCAGGGUUUUUCUCAAAUAGAGUAGAUUGUUUUACUGAUUUUUUUAAAAAAUUGAAUUGGAGAACUGAUUUUUUUAGAAAAAUCUUCUAUUUUUUUAGAAUAACUUUCAUACAAAUUGAAUUGGAAAUAUUUUUUUUAUAGAGAGUAAAAAAAGUCGAGCAAAUCAUUUCAUAUGAAUAAGUAGACCCUGGGGGAAUUUUUUUAACGUUUUCUUUCAAGAAUCUCUAUUUUUUCCAGUUUUUUUCACUUAUAAAAUUUUUUUAUAGGUGAAAAAGAAUGCAGAGAAGCUGAUAGAACUCGUCGACCGGUUUUGUGAUAUCAAAUGCACGGAUUCUUGGAUUAGUUUGAAGGGCACCGUGAGGAAAACGCUUGAAGGUAGGAAUUUAACCCAUUUUUUAAAUUUCUAUGUGAAAAAAUUGCAGAUACGUUGAAAGAAAAAGAAGAAAUCUACACGAACAACGUAGAAAUUCACGGCUCCCGCGAGGUUUUUCUCGAUUUUUUUUAGAAAUCUUGUUUUAAAUGAAGAUUUGUUCAGGAAUCAAUAGCGAGACUGGAAAAGGAGUUCUCGGAAGUCGAAAAACCGCAGCCUUCGGUGAGUUUUAGAAGGUGGUGGUCCAACUAAUCAAGGUGUUUUAGGAAACGACGAAGGAUCGCAACACGAGGGCCUCGAGAAAAUGCCGAUUAAGGAAUAAAAUCGAGCGCGAGCAACUUCACAACGAUAUUGAGAUCUUGGAGAAGGUUUGAAAUUGGUUUCUAGGUCGAAAAAUGAAGAAAAUCUUUUCUAUUGAUCGAUAAUUCACAGCGUUCUAAAGCGAUGUUCCCGCCCCGUUUCUGAAAAGCAUGCGGACGUUGCAUGAGUGGGCGUGGCUAACAAUCGUCUUUUUCGCGUCGUAAUUAAGAGUCCGGAUUUUUUGAUUAUUUGAAGGCUAGCAUUUUUUUUCCUGACAUUUAUAGUUUCCAAGUGUUGCUAGUCAUUUCCUAUAACUCUCUUAAAAUGUCGCAGUUUAUUUUCUUGUGGUUUGAUUGGUUCAAAGGACUACAUAAUUGUUCUGUUCACGAAAGUCGAAAUUUUUAACUCAGGUUUGAUUUUGUAUUCUUUUUUUUCCUGUUUAAGUAAUUGAAAACUAAUAAUGUGAUCGGUUCCUGGAGUUGAAAUUUCGAUUUUCUCUUUUGUCUCUUAGGUACAGACCAAUUACACCUUUUUUUGAAUUUUUUCGUCAAGUCGAAAUUUUUCUCUUUUGCGCGGACACUGACAGCUUUUUUUUCUUGUUUAUUAGUUGGAAACUGAUAUUUUGAUCGAUUCUUGGAGUUGGAAUUUCGAUUUUCGGUUUUAUCUCUUGGAUACAGUAUUUUCUUUUUUAAACAACGUUUCGACACAUUACCGAGCUAUGGAUACUUUAAAAACUUUCUAAUACGUUUAAAAACAUUAAUUAAAAAUUUACGUGCAUAGAAACAAAAAAAAAGAUUUUUAAAAACAAUCAAAAAAAGUUGAUAGCAUUCAAAUUAAAGAAAAAAAAGCACUUUGAUUUUGAUUGACAACGCUCCAAGUUACGCGCUCCAUUAAGAAUAGUUUGCGCCUCUUUCUGCGUGAACCCCGUUUUAGAACGCUGUGAAUUGAGCUUGUUCUGGACCAGAAAAUCGUCUUGUGUUGUUAGUUUUAAUGAGAACUUGAAAGGAUCUUCUCUAGAUAUUUUUCUGGGGUAAAGUAGUUAACAACUGGAAAGAACUGUUAAAAACUGAUUUUUCUAUCGUUUAUAAUCAGCAAAGUGACAAAAAAAACCAUAUUCAGCCUGUUUGGGGAAAAUUUUAAACUCGGUAAAAAAACAGUUUUGAAUGUUUUUUUCUUAGAAAUCAAGACCUUGUUCUUCCCAUAUCCAAAAAAGGACGCUAAAAAUCAUGGAAAAGAGAUCAGCAGACCUGAAGAGAUGCCAGAGAAAAAAGAGACUAUUUCAUUUCUCUAACGUCUCUUCAAAAACCCCAUGUCUCUCAUUUUCGCCGAAUCAAUCAGAAAACUGACUAGGGAAUGGUCUCCAUUCGCAGUGGGACUUCUGAAUGAGACUAGGUUCACUAGAUGUAGUUUUUUACGCUGAUUCCAAAUCUGGUCUCAAAAACUGCCCUCGAGGCCUGUGAAAAAAGUUAGGGGCUCUCAAAGUCGAAAAAUUCGAUGUCUCCGAUCGAUCUCAUUUUUAGAGGGUAUAUAGUCCUUGUUCCCCCGGUCACGAAAAACUAUUUGAUUUUUUUCGAAAAUUUUCUGGAACCCAGAUAUAAACUUUCAAAGCCUCGCCUAACACAAGAGCAUGCGAGCGCGGUGUCCUAUGGCGAUCCGACGGCUGUCGAAGCAACGGCAGCGAGGAGCAGUGGUAAGGCGGCGGACUGGGGAUCACGAGGUCAUAGGUUCGGUGCCCACGCUGUGCAAACUUUUUUUGCAAUUUCUCCUUUUUUGGAUACUUUCGUCUAACUGCUCCUUUUUUGAGUUUUGAGGCGUAUAAACACGAAAAAACUGCGUUUUGAACCUAUUCCAACAGCUGAAAUUCUUUUUGUCGCAAAUUUUUUUCAUGAAAUUUUUCGUGUUUUUCCAUGUAUAUGAGCAUGAGUUGGAUUGUCAAAAUUUUCAAAAAAAAUUUUUUGGUUUUUUUUUUCUUUUGUUCUUUUUCCAAAAGCUGUCAAGACCGAAUUCAUCACAGCUACGCUGAUAGAUGAUGCGGAAAUUUUUUUCAAUAAUUUUUUUCAGACUGCUGUGCUCACUUACCUCUUCACGAGAAAAAAAUCACCCAAAUUUAAUUGAGGUUUUUGCUGAAACUUUCAAGGAGGCUUCCUUUGAUCCGUGAAUAAAAUUAAUAGAAAAAAACCUCACUAAAAACUUCCGUUCAAUGAAAAUUUUGAAAGGUUAUAGUCAGACUUCGGCGAGUAGAAAGUUCCAAAAUAAAAAAGAAACUGAAAAUAAGAAAAAUGAAUUUUCUUUCAGAUAUAAGUUUUUUGGACAUUUUCAAUCUUUUCCAUUUGGGGCAAAUCGCGGGAAUUUUCUUUUUUUUUCGGCAAAAUGCGAUGGUCAUAGGUGAGCCCACUGCAAAUAACGACGGGUUUUUUGAAGAAAAAAAUUUUUUUCUGUGGUCGGUCAGCGUAGCUGUGAUGACUUCGGUUCAGACAGCUUUUGGAAAAAAAGAAAAAAAGAAAAAAACCAAAAAAAUUUUUUUCUGAAAAAUUUUGACACUCCAACUCAUGCUCAUAUACAUGGAAAAACACGAAAAUUUCAUGAAAAAAAUUUGCGACAAAAAGAAUUUCAGCUGUUGGAAUAGGUUCAAAACGCAGUUUUUUCGUGUUUAUACGCCUCAAAACUCAAAAAAGGAGCAGUUAGACGAAAGUAUCCAAAAAAGGAGAAAUCGCAAAAAAAGUUUGCACAGCGUGGGUACCGAACCUAUGACCUCGUGAUCCCCAGUCCGCCGCCUUACCACUGCUCCUCGCUGCCGUUGCUUCGACAGCCGUCGGAUCGCCAUAGGACACCGCGCUCGCAUGCUCUUGU
Molecule: messenger RNA, 5020 nt
Organism: Caenorhabditis auriculariae
Lineage: Eukaryota; Metazoa; Nematoda; Chromadorea; Rhabditida; Rhabditidae
Source: the annotation of a GenBank genome assembly